AUGGCUUCAGGUAACACUAUUAAUUCUUAUCCACUUAUCAACGGUCACAGUCACACUUCGAGCUCCUUACAGCCAUCCUCACCAGCAUUUCCAAGUUCGCAAGGUGACACUCAAACCCCAAGAAUUCCAAUGUCACAUUCGCCUUCUGUUCGUAAAAAAGGCGUUAAUGACUUUGAAUUCGGUAAAACGCUUGGAGAGGGCUCUUAUUCUACUGUUGUAUUCGCGAUAGACCGUUCUUCAAGGCGUGAAUAUGCAGUAAAAAUCCUUGAAAAAAAGCAUAUUAUAAAAGAGAAAAAAGUUAAAUAUGUUAACAUUGAGAAAAAUACUCUCAAUAAAAUGAAUCAUCCUGGAAUUGUUCGCCUUUAUUAUACUUUUCAAGAUCAAAAUAGUUUAUAUUUCGUUUUGGAUCAUGCUAAAAAUGGCGAACUACUUACCUUCAUAAAGAAG
This is a messenger RNA of Scutellospora calospora, 447 nucleotides long. The record is from the annotation of a GenBank genome assembly. Lineage: Eukaryota; Fungi; Glomeromycota; Glomeromycetes; Diversisporales; Gigasporaceae.